AAAGUCUAAGUAUAAUACAGUAUUGGCUCUGCGACUGACCUUGAUUUCCGCUUUAGGUGGAUUUCUUUUUGGUUAUGAUACUGGAGUUAUCUCCGGAGCUAUGAUACAAAUAAGAAAGCAUUUUAGUCUUUCUACAUUUUUACAAGAGCUGGUGGUUAGUAUCACAAUAGCAUCUGCAGCAUGUUUUUCGCUUUCUGGUGGAUUUUUAAGCGAUUAUCUAGGUAGAAAACCGGUUAUAAUGAUUGCUGGAGUCGUUUUCACUCUUGGAGCUAUCAUUAUGGGGGCAUCUGUCUCGGUAGGAUCAUUGCUAGCCGGAAGGUUGGUGGUGGGUGUUGGUAUUGGUAAUGUUUACCGGUUUUCUUUCAUUCCAGGCCUUGCUUCUAUGGUUGUACCUAUUUACAUAGCUGAAUGUGCUCCAAACAAAAUCAGGGCACAACUCGUCACUAUAAAUAAUUUGUUUGUGACUGCUGGCCAGUUUGUUGCCUGCAUAGUCGAUGGGAUUUUUUUUUUCGAUCAAACAAAUGGCUGGAGAUUCAUGUUAGCAAUUGGGGGUCUCCCAUCCUUAAUUCAAAUAAUUUGCUUCUUUUUUCUCCCUGAGACACCUCGUUGGCUUGCUGGACGCAGGAAGUUAGAGAGUGCGCGUAAAGUUUUGCAGCAAGUUUAUGAUAGAGAACCAAAUGAUCCCUUUAUCAUUUCAGAGCUGAGGAAAAUAGAGCUAGCCUGUAUAUAUUCUGGAGAAUACGAAGUAUCUCAAGGUGAAGAAAUUCAUUUUGAUGAUUCGGAAACUCGGUCAUUGCAGCCAAAUUACAAAACAACGAUCUUAUGA
Molecule: messenger RNA, 826 nt
Organism: Protopolystoma xenopodis
Lineage: Eukaryota; Metazoa; Platyhelminthes; Monogenea; Polystomatidea; Polystomatidae
Source: the annotation of a GenBank genome assembly